CAUACAGCAUGAGAGCGUCGGCGAAAUUUUCGCUUUGCACACUGCUUUGUCUGGUCACUGCCUUGGCCGUUGGCGCGGAAAUCUUUUUCGAAGAUAACUUCCCCGAUGAUUCUUUUGAGAACGAAUGGACGUACUCCGAAUAUUCUGGUAAGGAGUUUGGUAAGUUUGUUCACAGCUCAGGUUAUUUCUACAACGAUUUCGAGGCCGACAAGGGUAUACAGACAACACAGGACGCUAAGUUCUAUGCCUUGUCCAAAAAAUUCUCACCCUUCAGCAAUGAAGGCAAAAACCUUGUCAUUCAGUACUCGGUCAAACACGAGCAGAAUAUUGAUUGCGGCGGUGGAUACAUUAAGCUGUUCAACUGCGAUUUGGAACCUAAGGAAAUGCACAGUGAAACGCCUUACGAAAUUAUGUUUGGACCUGACAUUUGUGGUCUUGCAACAAGGAAGGUGCAUGUUAUCUUCAGCUACAAAGGAAAGAAUUUAUUGAUCAAUAAAGACAUUCGUUGUAUUGAUGACGUUUAUACUCAUUUUUAUACACUUAUUUUAAAGUCAGAUAAUACUUAUGAAGUAUUAAUUGAUAAUGAAAAUGUAGAAUAUGGUGAAUUAGAAGCCGAUUGGGACUUUUUACCCCCCAAGCAAAUCAAUGAUCCUAACGUUAAGAAACCUGAGGAAUGGGACGAUAAGCCAACUAUUGAUGACCCCAAUGAUGAGAAACCAGAAGAUUGGGAUAAGCCAAAACUCAUUCCUGACCCAGCUGCCACUAAACCAGAAGAUUGGGACGAUGAAAUGGAUGGAGAAUGGGAACCAGCAAUGAUUGAUAAUCCAGAUUUCAAGGGAGAAUGGAAACCAAAACAGAUUGAUAAUCCAAAUUACAAAGGAGUAUGGGUACAUCCAAAAAUUGAUAAUCCAGAAUACAAAAAAGAUGAUAAACUUUAUGCAAGAAAAGAAAUUUGUGCUAUUGGUUUUGACUUAUGGCAAGUAAAAUCUGGUACAAUCUUCAACAACAUUUUGAUCACGGACGAUAUUGAAAUGGCUAAAGAAAAAGCAGAUGCCAUCUGGAAACCAAGAUAUGAGGGCGAGAAGAUUAUGAAGGAUGCAAUUGACGAAGAAGAAAGUAAGAAAAUAAAACAAGAAGCAAAGAAAUCUAAUGAUGAAGAAGAUGGGGAGGAAAAUGAAGAACUAACUGAUAAUGACCAUGAUGAAUUGUAA
Molecule: messenger RNA, 1211 nt
Organism: Rhopalosiphum maidis (corn leaf aphid)
Lineage: Eukaryota; Metazoa; Arthropoda; Insecta; Hemiptera; Aphididae
Product: calreticulin-like
Exons: 5
Coding region: 9-1211 (400 amino acids)
Biological process (GO): protein folding
Cellular component (GO): endoplasmic reticulum; endoplasmic reticulum membrane
Molecular function (GO): calcium ion binding
Source: RefSeq, a predicted model, not a curated record